Messenger RNA from Aureobasidium subglaciale EXF-2481, 1540 nucleotides. RefSeq lists its product as uncharacterized. Bases 360 to 1505 code for a protein of 381 amino acids. Gene Ontology annotation, molecular function: Rab geranylgeranyltransferase activity. The transcript has 3 exons. Gene Ontology annotation, biological process: protein geranylgeranylation. Lineage: Eukaryota; Fungi; Ascomycota; Dothideomycetes; Dothideales; Saccotheciaceae. The record is from RefSeq and is a predicted model, not a curated record. Gene Ontology annotation, cellular component: Rab-protein geranylgeranyltransferase complex; cytoplasm.
UGCGAGGUUGAGCUUGCACGUCGCUUGGAAGAAUGUUUGACGGGGUGAGAGGGAAUACGGAAGGAGUUUGGCUUCUUCUCGUCUGAAGAUUUGUGGUGCAGAGACAAACGUAAUGAAAAGUUCUUGAAGAAGGAGCGAACAGGGUAUCGAGCUUUCAGAGUCACGGAGAAGGGGCCAACUCUAACGUCUUGUUUCGACUCGAAGAAGCGACGGUGUUGGGUGCGAGGCUUUUUAGGAUGCUUGUUUUUGGAAGGUGUCAGGCGCUGUCUCCAGCUCGAAGCAUCGGUCUGCGGCAUGGAGCAGACUAGACUUUAUUGCCAGACCAAGCAACCAACAGACAUAACGAGAUCAGCAGGAAUAUGAGUCACGGUGUGCCCCGCGUUGCUGCCGGCGUGAAGACGGACGCCGCGCGCAGGAAGGAGCUUAAGCAGAUUGAAGCAUACCAAGGCCUGGUCGACAAUGUGCAAGCAAAGAUCAAGGCAGAGGAGUUUGGUGUCGACACACUAAACCUGACGUCCGCUCUGCUCAGCCAGAACCCCGAAUACUACACCAUCUGGAACCACCGCCGACGCGUCCUCCAGCAUGUUUUUGCAAAAGAGAUCAGCUCGCCGUCGACUGAAGAUGCCGAGUCCAAGCCUGCGCCAGGUCUGACUCCAGCUCAACACGAAAUCACCCUGUUGAUACGCGAAGACCUGGCCUUCCUUCUGCCGCUGCUCAAGCAGUUCCCCAAGUGCUAUUGGGUCUGGAACCACCGCGCAUGGCUUCUGCAGCAAGCCUCGCAAUAUCUGCCCGUCACUUCAGCCAAGCGCCUAUGGCUAGAAGAGAUGGCCUUGGUCAGCAAGAUGCUCAGCUACGACUCGCGCAACUUUCACGGCUGGAGCUACCGGAGAGAAGUCGUCGCCUCCAUCGAGCAACUCUCUAUCCAAGAGCUUGAAGAAGAGAGUCAAGAGACCACCGACAAGAAAUCAGAAGAGUCCAUGACGGAGUCCGAGUUUGCCUACACGACAAAGAUGAUCAAGACGAACCUCUCAAACUUCUCCGCCUGGCACAAUAGGCUUCGGCUCAUGCCCAGUCUCCUCAAAGAGAGAGACGCAGAUGCUGCCGCUCGCAAAAAGUUCCUUGAUGACGAGUUUGAGCUCAUCAUCACCGCCCUUUACACUGAUCCCUACGAUCAAAGUCUGUGGUUCUACCACAAUUACCUCAUGACAAACCUAUCGCCUAAGACCCCCCUGGACCUUAGGAUAGCGCCCGAUCUGACAAACCAAGAUCGCAUCGAGUAUUUCGACACUCAGUUUGAUUUACUGAAAGACAUGCUCGAAGAUACAACAGACUGCAAGUGGAUCUACCUAGCCUUGGUGACAUACACUCCUGAAUACCUUGAGAUUGAUGCUGGAAAUGAGAAGAUCACCACGCUCGAGUUGACAGCAUGGCUGGACCAGCUCGAUCAACUUGAUCCAUUGCGAAAGGGUAGAUGGUUGGACCUGCGAAAGUCAUUGAAUCUAUAAUGCCUCUAAAUGCCAAUCCUCAAUCAUCAUCAACC